Molecule: messenger RNA, 405 nt
Organism: Prunus armeniaca (apricot)
Lineage: Eukaryota; Viridiplantae; Streptophyta; Magnoliopsida; Rosales; Rosaceae
Source: the annotation of a GenBank genome assembly
AUGAAACGUCAUGCAGACUGUGAUCUCCCCACAACUCAUGGCGUGGAGUUGGGCAUGGCAGAGGCAGACGUAGCUGAGGAGGAAGGACUAGCCAUGUCAGAAGUAGUCCACCUAUCAUGGCUGAGGCAAACCACACGGAGGCGGUGGCGACUGGCCUGCAAUAGCUGCAAGGCCCUAAUGAGUCUAAUCGCUUGGAACUGUCAGGGGUUGAGGCAACCCCAGACAAUUCGAGCUCUCACUGAGCUCAUUCGGAAGGAACGCCCCUCUAUAGUCUUUUUAUCUGAAACUCGAUUGGGAGAUUGUAGAAUGGAAAAGUUAAGGAAGAUUUUGGGUUACAAUUCUAGUUAUUAUGUGAACCUGUGGGCUUUGCAGGAGGUUUGGGGUUGUGGUGGCGUCAUGAGGUAG